GUUAAAUUCUUUACAUCAUCUGAUUGUUUAUGACAUGGCCCGUAUGUGUCUAUAAUCGACAAAAAAACAGAUAUGCAAGAAUCGAUAAGUUCUAGUUCAUGUGAAUCAGAUAAAGAAGAUGAAGAGGUAAAAUUAGAUGAUUCAAUUUGCUUUGGACCUUUAAAAACAAAAUUGUUAGUCAAAAAGGGAUACAUAUGUGCAAAGGAUUUAUGGAAAAACUCCCAUUUGCUAUCUAAUAUACAAUUUGCAGCAAUUAAAUAUAAAACCCUUGAAGAUGAAAUCCAAAGAGAAGAAAUUGAUGAAUUAAAAUUAGUACUUGAACAUCAAAUUAGGAUUUUGGAUCAUAAAUAUGUAUUUACGAUAUGUGGGGAUUAUAGGAGAGGUUUAGAUAAAAUUAGUAACACAGUAGUUGUUGUAUCUUAUUCAGAGGAAUGUUUAAAAAAUGAUAAUAACAUAAGACUUUAUACAAUAAUGAAACAUUUAGUUUCAUGUGGAUUAAUAGUUGAUCCCUUAGAUGGCAUCAGUCUGAACACCUGCGUAGCAGUUUGGCAACAACAUUUGGAUUCAAAUUACCAUUUAAUAAAAUUUGUUUAUGUACCAAGUGAUCAGUAUUACUGUGCCAUAUUAUUUCAUACAGGCCCUGAUAGGUAUGUCAGGAAAAUUCAAGAACAUGCAACUUCAGUGGGCUUAUCAUUAGAAAAGUAUUCAUUAAAGCAGAACUUUUGCGGCGGACUAAUUUUGGGAGAUGCCCUACACAUAGAAAAUGAACUGCAUAUUUUUUAUUAUCUUAAAUUACAUUAUAUUAAACCUGAAAAUAGAUAUUAAAACUUUU
Molecule: messenger RNA, 832 nt
Organism: Aethina tumida (small hive beetle)
Lineage: Eukaryota; Metazoa; Arthropoda; Insecta; Coleoptera; Nitidulidae
Product: DNA polymerase beta-like
Exons: 1
Coding region: 73-825 (250 amino acids)
Biological process (GO): double-strand break repair via nonhomologous end joining
Cellular component (GO): nucleus
Molecular function (GO): DNA-directed DNA polymerase activity; DNA binding
Source: RefSeq, a predicted model, not a curated record